GAAUUUAUUGCAGCCCUCUUCCUUGGUAUUUGUCAGCCACCUCUGGUUUUCUCUUUCGACGCAACUAGAGAAAUAAAACCAAUACGAAUUUGUGAAUUUGUGUUCGCAUAGUAAUUUUUCUCUGCUGAUUGCAUAGUUACUAUUGGCAAAUAAUAUUUGACCUCGUAUUGUUACAACAAUGGGUUUUUUAAGUUAUGUGCUUGGACCGAAAUUAUAUCAGGAAUAUGGUUUGGACAAGAGACUUUACGAACCGGGUGGCUUGGAGCGAUUUGGGGAUCAAAUAUUAUCAACGCUUUCUUUUAUGUGGAACAUUAGUUAUUAUACAUCUCCACUUAUAGUAACUUUCUUGUAUAGAAGAGGCUACUUAGUUGCAGAUUCCAUUUCCUCAUUUGUCAAGUUUACCACGAGCAUUGGGAUUAUUGUUGUAAUAUCACUAUGUAUUCGUGGUUUUGGUCGCUCUCAGUCAAGGUCAUAUGUAAAAAUGAUCAAGGCAAUUGAAUUAUCUAAAUUAGCAAACUCUGAUGCAGAAGCACAACGCGCAAUUCGCAAAUUCGAUUUUGAUUUCCGCUCAUGGCAGGUAGACUUUGAUGCAAAUAGUGUACAAGGUGAUGGCAAGAAAAAACCAUUGGUAUCUGUCAGCAGCCGCGACACCCGCCAAUUUAGAUUUGCUACAUUACCAUGCAAGCUCGCUGCUUACGUAGCCAUACACACUUUUGGCAUACGCAUGAUUUAUCCCGGAUACGUAAAGAUUUUGCAAUAUUAUAUGCAUGCGUUCUUGGUGGAAGGUCGCUCUAAAUUAGUUGAAGAGCACAAUGCAGUGCGGUACAAAGUAAAAACUUCGGAUUGUAAUGAAAUCGAUAGCAUCUUUGUAGACAACCGUCAAAAUGGAAAUGCAAACGGUGAUAUCCUAGUCGUUUGCUCUGAAGGCAACGCCGCCUACUAUGAAGUCGGUAUAAUGGGCACACCAUUGGCGCUUAAAUAUUCUGUGUUAGGAUGGAACCAUCCAGGUUUUGCAGGCAGCUCUGGGGCUCCAUAUCCAGAUCAGGAUAGAAACGCCAUUGAUGCCAUUUUACAGCUCGCUAUUCAUCGUCUUGGCUUCGGUGUCGAAAAUAUUAUUUUAUAUGGUUGGAGUAUUGGUGGGGUAAGCGCCUUGUGGGCAUCAAAUCUUUAUCCUGAUGUAAAAGGAGUGAUUUUAGAUGCAACGUUUGACGAUGUGUUAUACCUCGCACAGUCACGUAUGCCUGAGAGUCUGGCUGGUAUAGUUAAGCUUGGCAUACGCGAAUACUGUAAUUUAAAUAAUGUGGAAUCUAUACAAAAUUACAACGGCCCAAUAUUGCUCAUACGUCGCACCGAGGACGAAAUAAUUUCCGAGGAUAAUCGCAUCGAAACAAAUCGAGGAAACUACUUGGCUCUGACUCUACUCAAGUAUCGUUAUCCAUUAAUAUUUAAGACGUCACAAUUGGCACGAAUUAAGAAAAUUUUGUCACGACCACUAGAAACAAAAAAUGCUCCAUUAACCAACGACGACCUAUGCAUGUCUCGCCUCAUAACGUACGCUUCUGAUCAGGGUAAAUCAUUUCCAAUGUUGAUUGGCGAGGAUUACACAGAGGAAACUCGUGAUCAAAUGGCCGAAUUUUUACUGCGAAAACAUUUUCGUGACUACAAAUCUACACAUUGCACUCCGUUGCCUAGAGAUUACUUUGACAUUCCUUGGGACAUCCCCAUUGAAAGCGGCUUUGUAUUUACAUAAUUAAUUCUAAGCAAGCAUGGUAGCUGUGACUAUCUUCUAACACCAUCAUUCAUUUUGAUGAAGUGAUUGUAUGCAAAUAGUUAAUGAUGAUUGAUAGUUCUAGUUUCAUUUAUGAUAUGUGAAAAUGCAUUUAGUUUUAAUUUGAUUAUUAUUUACAUUCAAUUUUUAACAUUUGUUUGGGGCGCUCUA
Messenger RNA from Anastrepha ludens (Mexican fruit fly), 1939 nucleotides. Its product is annotated as phosphatidylserine lipase ABHD16A. Gene Ontology annotation, cellular component: endomembrane system. The transcript has 10 exons. Gene Ontology annotation, molecular function: glycerophospholipase activity; monoacylglycerol lipase activity. Gene Ontology annotation, biological process: monoacylglycerol catabolic process; phosphatidylserine catabolic process. The coding region runs from base 179 to 1750 and encodes 523 amino acids. NCBI's taxonomy places the organism in Eukaryota, Metazoa, Arthropoda, Insecta, Diptera, Tephritidae. The record is from RefSeq and is a predicted model, not a curated record.